UGGAUUUUUAUUUAGAAAAGUAAAAUAUUUGGAUUACGAUGGAAGAGACUGUUGAUGAAAGUGAUUAUUUACUAGAAUGGAAAAGGUUGGCGACGUUUAAAAACUGGCCUAAUCCCAAUAUCUCACCGCAAUCGCUGGCAAAAGCAGGUUUUUACUAUUUAAACCGUUCGGAUCAAGUGAAAUGUGCCUGGUGCAAAGGCAUAAUUGCUAAGUGGGAGGAACAAGACGACGCCUUUGAGGAGCACAAACGCUUCUUUCCCGAAUGCCCACGCGUGCAAUUGGGUCCACACAUAGAGAUGUCGAGCAAUGGCAUACGUGAUUUGGGCAUACAACAGAUUUCUCCACCGAAAAAGCCAAAAUUUUCCUCAUUAGACUCGCGGCUCCGGACAUACACCGAUUGGCCAAUUCCAGACAUACAACAGCCCGAGGCGUUAGCACAAGCUGGCCUCUAUUAUCAGAACGUUGACGACCAAGUGCGCUGUUUUCAUUGUAAUAUUGGAUUGCGCUCGUGGCAACGCGAAGAUGAUCCAUGGUUUGAACAUGCCAAGUGGUUUCCCCAAUGUCAAUUCGUGCGCCUAGUGAAAGGUGCGAGUUACAUUCAGCAUGUGCAGGAGUUGACACGGCAAUGUGGCCAUCAGCUACAUAGCGAGAUGACAAUUGAUGAAGCUAUGAGUACAGCACCAGUGCUACAGGCCUUGGAAAUAGGUAUCGAUGGCGGUUCUAUACGAAAUGCAACGCAAAGGCAACUUUUGGCUGUUGGACGGCCUUAUGACACAGUUGAAGAUCUAAUACAAGCAGUAUUUUGUGAUCCAGAAGAUGCUGAAUCAAAUGCAAGUAGACAGUGCACCGAAAGCUUGAGAGCUUCUUUGGAACAAGAUGUAUCACGUUUAAUAAAUAUAAUGGAUGAAACAUUGAAUGCGAAUAAUGUUCAAAAUCAGCAUUUUGUAAAUGAAAUGAAUACACCCAGCUGUUCAGCUGCAGUAACAAAUUCAUUGCAUGCGGAAAAUAUUGAUGAUAACAUACAAAUGGCGGCUAAUGCUGAUAAAAGUGUAAUUGUAAGCACCGAAAAAACUACUGAACCAUCGUUAAGUAGAACGCUGUCGCUGGAAGAGGAAAAUCGAAAACUGAAAGACGCACGUUUAUGCAAAGUGUGUCUGGAUGAGGAGGUUGGCGUAGUAUUUUUGCCAUGUGGACAUUUGGUCACCUGCGUACAGUGCGCGCCAGGCGUCGGUCAAUGUCCCAUGUGUCGCGCAGAUAUUAAAGGUUUUGUUCGCACUUACCUAUCAUAAAUGGUGGAACAUUCACAAUUUAUUUCCUGUCACAGUGUUAUAUUAAUUUAUUAUAUCAUGUAGUCCAAGGCAAAUUCAUAUAAGGUGGUGUUACCAGAGUAGCUGACUUCAAGGCGAAUUGUGCUGAUGGUCAAAAUGAUGAGCUUGUUGUGUUUGGAUGGUCAUUUUGCUUAUAAUUUGUUAGUGUCGUUUUUUUUUUGUGCGCCGCUAUAACCUUAUAUGAAUUCGCCUUGAUGUAGUCGAUAUAAAACAUGCGUUUGUACAUGCAAACAUAAAUACAAGUACAUACAUAUAUGAAUGUUACUACAUAGGUUCGAACGGUAAGGCACGUUUUGUCGUAAUAAUUUUACAUAUAUAGAUAAUGUUACAAAAAAGAAAGCUUUUUACUUAUUACUGUACGAUAAACACAAAACUAUUGUUUAAAUGGUAUGUAGUAACAUACAUACCUAUCUACCUUGCAACAAAUCAAAUAAUGUAGUUUGUUAUGUUUUUAGGACUUUUAGAAAGUCAAAUGAAAUUAAUUUUCAUAAAAAUCGAAUGUAAUUUAACGAAAUGAUGUGUUUUUUCUUUAGUGUGUAUUUCAUGUGAAAAUAAAAAGGUUACAAAUUAUAUACAUAAAUACUGUAUGUUUUAUAAAAUAUGCGAACUUAUUUAAAUUGCUUUCCGUAAAUUUUUUUAUUGUAUAAGCUCACUGCUUAUUAUAUA
Rhagoletis pomonella (apple maggot) is the source of this 1994-nucleotide messenger RNA. RefSeq names its product death-associated inhibitor of apoptosis 2 (gene Diap2). Gene Ontology annotation, cellular component: nucleus; cytoplasm. Gene Ontology annotation, biological process: negative regulation of apoptotic process; positive regulation of protein ubiquitination; regulation of cell cycle. The transcript is spliced from 4 exons. Gene Ontology annotation, molecular function: cysteine-type endopeptidase inhibitor activity involved in apoptotic process; ubiquitin protein ligase activity. The record is from RefSeq and is a predicted model, not a curated record. Lineage: Eukaryota; Metazoa; Arthropoda; Insecta; Diptera; Tephritidae. Bases 39 to 1289 code for a protein of 416 amino acids.